UUUUAUCCACUUAUUUCAUUUCAAUCCAUCUCUCCAAUAGCGGCAGUCCUGCAGGAAAAAGAAGAAUUCCCACUGUUAGAGCAUUUGAGAACCGUUUCCAUCAUUUAACAGAUUUUGUUUCAAGGAUGUCUUCAAGCUACAAUAGGCAUUCCAAUGCUCCAAACAAUAAUUGUAAUGAGUGCAAAGGCAAAGAAAUUGUGGAUCUUGUUCGAAAGAUUGAAGAAUCAUAUAGCUCCAUAUGUCAUAUGAAAGGUGAAAAUAUUGAGGAGCUGAAUGUAAAUGAAUUGACGGAAUUAGAGAAUAAGAUUCAAGCAGGAAUACAACGUAUUAAAUCAGAAAAGGAUCUUCGUUUGAACGAACAGAAGAAGACAAUAAAAAAGGAAUAAGGAAAAUCAGAAGGGUAGUUAAUCAAAGACAAUGCAUAUAGUCUAUUUAAAUGUAUAAAUAUUUCCUUAUGUAAUAGAAAUGUUGAUGUUGAAACUCAUGAACUCAAUAUCCAAAUUAGUCACCAUUCUCAAUUCCCUAUGUGAUUAGACUUGUAAAUGUGUCUUCUCUUGAGUGUUCUAUAAUUAUAUAUAUUCGUACAUUUUUCUUCAUAUAUGUAAAUGACUAGAUAGUCUUGUCAAAAUGUAAAUUAUGAUAUUAAAAUAUUUGAACACAUGAUACUAUUUUAUCUGGCAAGUUAAAUUAAGUGUGAAGAACAUUGCAUUUUUUAGUUAAAAUGUAAUCAGUUCGCAUUUGUUGAAGUUAAUUAGGAAAUAUAUAUUAUCAUAAGGUGAAAAGGUUAUAAUGUGGAAAUACGAAAAAUGUGUUAUUUUAUUAUGAA
Molecule: messenger RNA, 826 nt
Organism: Cryptomeria japonica (Japanese cedar)
Lineage: Eukaryota; Viridiplantae; Streptophyta; Pinopsida; Cupressales; Cupressaceae
Product: agamous-like MADS-box protein AGL11
Exons: 6
Coding region: 126-386 (86 amino acids)
Biological process (GO): regulation of DNA-templated transcription
Cellular component (GO): nucleus
Molecular function (GO): DNA-binding transcription factor activity
Source: RefSeq, a predicted model, not a curated record